Messenger RNA from Nymphaea colorata (pocket water lily), 2457 nucleotides. RefSeq names its product dihydrolipoyllysine-residue acetyltransferase component 1 of pyruvate dehydrogenase complex, mitochondrial. Gene Ontology annotation, biological process: pyruvate decarboxylation to acetyl-CoA. Gene Ontology annotation, molecular function: acyltransferase activity. The record is from RefSeq and is a predicted model, not a curated record. Gene Ontology annotation, cellular component: pyruvate dehydrogenase complex; mitochondrion. The transcript has 18 exons. The coding region runs from base 358 to 2091 and encodes 577 amino acids. Lineage: Eukaryota; Viridiplantae; Streptophyta; Magnoliopsida; Nymphaeales; Nymphaeaceae.
AGCGGUAGGCAAAGGGGUGGAGAGGAAAAGCAAGUGGUUUGACUGUCGUUUUGCUCAAAAGGUCAAAGCCUUCUGCACAUUCCAAUUUUGCUUGCGAGACGCCAAGAAAUCGGAGGACUCUUCUGCUCUUUUGCCUGCCGGCGAGGCAAGAAGGGCUCUCCCAUCCUGCUAUUUCCUUCCUUUAACAGAGUCUUUCCGGCGUACGUAGAUAACUCUGUGGGCGGGGCCAGGAGGUUGGCUGCGGGACGAGAAAGGAAGAAGGGACUCACCUAGUAUUCAAUUAAGGAGAAACAAAUAACUUUUCUUUAUCUUAAGCCCUUCUACUGGAGGGAGGGACCGGCAUUCGAUAUACAAACCAUGGCUGCAGCUCGCUUGCGACUGAUUCGUGCUCUGGGCUCCUCUAUUCGUGCCAUCUCCGCUAUCCGCUCCCAUAGCUCUGGAUCAGCUCCCUAUGGGAUCGUUCGGCCUACAAUGUACCGUGAAAUGGGUUGUGAUGGCAUCCUCUGGAAGGCCGAGCUCCGAGCUACGGUUCGGCAUUUUUCAACUGCUGGAGACUUGCAUACUGUCCUUCAAAUGCCAGCUUUGUCUCCAACAAUGAAUCAAGGAAACAUCGUGAAAUGGAGGAAAAAAGAAGGAGACAAGAUAGAAGUUGGGGAUGUGAUAUGUGAAAUAGAGACGGAUAAGGCCACACUUGAAUUUGAAAGUCUUGAAGAAGGGUAUUUAGCUAAAAUUUUGGCACCUGAAGGUUCCAAGGAUGUGAAUGUGGGACAACCUAUUGCCAUUACUGUUGAGGAUGUGGAUCAUAUAGAGAAAGUCCCAAGCGAUAUCAUUGAUACUCCAAAUACAGAUUCUACUAAGUCAACAGAUGACUUGCCUCAUGGGAAUGUGAAAAAUCAACAAACAGCAAAUGAAACAAAUUUUAGCAGAAUCAGUCCGUCAGCAAAAUUGCUUAUUGCAAAUUAUGGCUUAGAUGUGUCAGCUUUGAAAGCAUCCGGCCCUCGUCAUACUCUUCUGAAAGGUGAUGUCUUGGCAGCUAUAAAAUCUGGCGCUGCUUCCUCCAGGGGUCGGACGUCAGUUCAGCAUGGGACUUCUUCAAGUCGAAGUUCACAACUCCCAGUUGAAGAACCAUCACCCCAGCGAAAAGGUUCUUUGGAUCUGGAUGCUACUCAUGAAGAUUUGCCUAACAGUCAAAUACGCAAGGUUAUCGCAAAAAGAUUGUUGGAGUCCAAGAAAAAUACACCACAUGUUUAUUUAUCUUCAGAUGCUGUGCUGGAUCCAUUACUUGCUCUAAGGCAGCAGCUGAAAGAGCAGCAUGGUAUAAAAGUUUCUGUGAAUGACAUCUUGGUGAAAGCUGUCGCCCUCACCCUAAGAUCUGUUCCUGAAGCAAAUGCCUACUGGAAUCAUGAAAAAGAAGAGGUUUCUUUCUGCGAUUCUGUUGACAUCUCGAUUGCAGUGGCCACUGAAAAGGGUUUGAUGACUCCAAUCAUUAGGAAUGCAGAUCAGAAGACAUUGUCAGCCAUAUCAGUUGAGAUAAAGGAACUUGCUGAAAAAGCACGAGCUGGCAAACUUGCCCCAAACCAAUUUCAAGGUGGAACUUUCAGCAUUUCAAACCUGGGGAUGUUUCCUGUGGAUCAUUUUUGUGCCAUCCUUAACCCCCUCAGGUACCUCUGUUCACCGCUGCCAAAUAUUUGCAGGAAUAUAGUUGACCCUAAGUUGGCUAGCAGGUUCAUUUCCUAUAAUCAUGAAAAUUCAACCUGCUUGAAAAGACCAUAUAAUGUUUUCUCCAUCCAAGUUACCAAAUAUGAACUCCAAAUAGAGCACUCAUUACGCAUGAACUCUCUCUCUUUUUUUUUAUUUUUGAGGGAUUUAUGUUUGUUUUAUUGCAUGCAGGGAUGCAUUUUGGCUGUAGGUAGGGCUAAUAAAGUUGUUGACCAUGUGGUUGGAGAUGAUGAUACAUUGAAGCUUACGGCUGUCACAAAAACAAAGUUCACAUUAUCAGGCGAUCAUCGUGUUAUUGACGGUCGUGUUGGAGGAACAUUCCUUACGACCCUCUCGUCCAACUUGAGUGAGAUAAAUAGGCUUCUUCUAUGACAGCGUUCUCACGUCGGUGUGCCAUUACGUCAGUGUAGAACCUUCUCAAUCAGCUGCAUUCUGAGAGGGCUCAUGGCGACAUGGAAGUCUACAACAUUCAGCUUGUUUCUCGGGCAAGCACCAUCCUCUAAUUCUUCAUUUCAAGUUUUCAACUGCUAAAAUAAUAAUUAGAAAGGAAAAACUGCCAUAAGCUCUUUCAUGUUUUGGUUCCUGUACAAGCCAAAAUGAGAAAUUUUGCGUGCAAUUUUAUUUUGCCGAGUUUGCAGACAGUUUGCUUGUGUUGCUGUGGGUGGGAACACAGAAAUCGGCUCAGUUAACUGAUACUUGUCAUGAAGAUGAAUAAUGAUGGAAAUAAAAUUUUGGAUA